AUGGCUUCGUCAAACCCACCAAAGGUUUCAGCUCUUCAGAAAAUUGUCCAGAAUCAUCUGGAGUGUGGUAUUUGCUAUGAGCAAUAUACUGAUACCAGAGUCCUUGAUUGUCUGCACAGCUUCUGUAAAACCUGUUUGCAGAAAUACCAGUCUACCAACUACAAAGAUGCUACGAUGCUUAUUUGUCCCGUGUGUCGAAAAAAGACACAACUUCAUCAGGAAGAUGUUCAAGCUCUCAAGACUAACUUCAACAUAACUGGUCUUGCAGAUCAACUGAAGCUGGUCAGCUUAUCUGAAGACAACCAUUGGGUUUGUAAACUAUGUAAGGACAAAAAUGAGGCAACUCAUUUCUGUUUUGACUGCCCUGCGAUAUUUUGUGCAAACUGCUACAAAGUGCACCAGAAAAGCCACACAGUAAACACUUUGAAAGACAUUAGUGAUGGGAAGAUUGCAAGCAAAGAAAGAAAACCAAAACGCCGUCCAGAAUGCCAAACUCAUGAAGGUGAAGUGAUGUGGUUCUACUGUACAACUUGUGAUAAGAUGAUUUGCCAAGCUUGUACUGUCAUAGAUCACCGUAAUCCACAACAUGAGUAUAUUGACUGCAACCAAGCCUCAUCCACAUACAAACAGUCAUUGGCUCAACUCUUUACUCCCCUUGAAGAAACCAUGAAGAAGCUUGAACAAUCUCAAGCAACUGCCUCAACAAUGAAAGACAACCUAAACAUCGCAGUUAAGAGAACCAUGGCAGAGGUGAAGAACAAAGCUGAUGAGAUCAGGGCUGAGGUAACAGCUCAAGAGAGUCGCAUCAUGGAUGAAAUACAAACCAUCCUUAAAGAUCGCAGCAGGAAAUUGGAGGAAUUUGAGCAAGCAGUGAGUGUUAACUUGCAACAAAUACAGCAAUCAUUGCAGAGCGCCAAAGAUGUCAGCAAGAAUUCAUUAGCUCCUGACUUCCUUGCAGUCUAUUCUACUAUCAGUCAGGACUUGAAGGGACUCAGAGAUCAAAAUCAACCCAAGAUAGAUCCGACCCUUUCCGAUCUGAAGAUCACUCCAGGGGUUUGUGACAUCUCCCUGGGUAAUCUGAUUACAAAGGAGCCAAGGUGGAAGCUUUCUUUGAGGUAUGAUGUAGGAAUCAAUGGGGCUGUGGAUAUUGACGCCUCUAUUCCUGGGGAUGAGGUGGCAGUGGCAGACAUUAGGAAUAGAAGAGUUGUAAUCUACGACACUACGGGACACCAGAAGAAAACUAUCGACCUACAACAGAGUCCAUGGGCUGUUGCUGCAUUCAAAAAUCAGUUAGUGAUUGUAGAUGAGACCAACUCUGUCAAGAUGUACAAUAGGAAUGGCAACAAGAUGUUUGAAUUCCACACAGUGCCUCAUAGUGAAGUGGGCAAGACAUCAGUAAACCUUCUGAGUGUAGCAGUCAUAAAUGAUACAAUCAUGGUCGGGGAUUUUGGGAGGUCAGUUAUAACUAAACACAGAUCCAGUGAUGGUUCACUGAUAGACACUGUUUCAGUUCAGACACCACCUUGCUACUUGGCCAUUGACAGCAAGGACAGAGUUAUAGUCAGUGGGAGCCGUCAACAACAAGUAGACAUUGUUGGAGUCGAUGGUGGUACACUUAUCAGCAUCUAUCCAAAGAUCAAUAGUCAACCAGUUGAAGUCUGCAAGGGUGUAUGCUGUGACAGCUCAGCUAUCUACAUUGCAGUGUGCAAUGAGGAUUGCAACACUGGUCAUAUUCAUCAGUAUGACACUCAGGGUAUAUUUCUCAGCUGUAUUGCUCAGGGUCUGUACAUCCCAUAUGGAAUCUCAUUGACAUCAGAUGGUCAGCAGCUUGCAGUGGCAGACAUCAAAUCAGUGAAGAUUUAUAACAAGGUGUAAUGUUAUCUGAUUAUGAUGAUACUGGUAAGAGAAAUAAAUGCUACAAGUACAACAUGUACAUUGACAUGUAAUGACCACAGAGUGUCCAUACAGCUCAAUAAAAAUAAAUCAAGAAUUCGAAAAGAUGUGUGUUAUUCAUUCUUUAAUCAAAUAAUAAUCUGAUCAGUUUAAAUUGGAAACUCACAUUUAGUUCAAUUGAUCAAUAAUAUCAGUAAUACAUUCACACAAUUGUUUUAUUUCGAAUCAUGAUGUGAACUCUUAAUGUUUAAUUAACUCUUCUUAAAACACUUACACAUAUUUGGACAUGUGAAUGGACAUGCAGGAUUUCACUGGAAAUAAUUUGAUUUGAUUCAUUCGAUGUGUUUACAGUUUUGUUGUUGUCCUAAAUCACCCUCAGAUUCUUCCAUGAGAAAUGUUACCAGCCUUUGCCCUCCCAUUUUGUUAUGAUAUUGGAGAGUAAUUCAACACUGUUCAGUAUAAGCCUGCAUGUCCAUUCCAUCAUUUAUGGGUUGUUUGAGGUUCUGAAAAGAUUUACAACUACUCUGAAAAAGUGUUAAUGUAACGGUAGAAGAGUGCUCCCUUUAUUGUUGUUCCUGUCCCAUUCAAGAUUGACCAUGUAUACUUUAAUGACUUGUAAUCAGAAAAUAACAUCUCUGUUAGUUGAGUAGAAUUUGUUUUCAUACUAUCAACGUUGAUUUGUAAAAGAACAACUGUUUUACCUUGUUAUCCAUUAUCUUUCUCUACUGUCUAACCAAUCUUAACUUCAGGAUUGUAUAUGAUUUCGUUUUUAUGUAUUAAAAAUGCCAACAAAAUGUUCCACACAGGGAUCAUACAAUUGUGACGGUAGAAAUUGUCUAUUCAAGAUUGACAAAGUCUACUUCAUUGAUUUGUAAUCAGAAAUAUAAAAUGCUGUGUUAGUUGAGCAGAAUUCAUUCUAUAAACAUCAUGGUUGACUUACAAAGGAACAAUUGUUUACUUUGUUUAUUGUUAUGUUCUUAUAAUGCUCUAUGGCCUAAUUGUAUUGUAUUCUAAUGUAAUACGUUUGUAGUAUUAGUUGUUGAAUAUAAUAGUAAGCAAACAAAUUGCAGAUCAGCCAAAAUAAUGAGGAGCAUUGAAAGGUCAACUCUGAUACCAAUUUUUAAACAAUUACCAGAAAGACUUUGCAACAGACAUCAACUGAAAACACAUUUUACAUUGUUUCUAACCUGUUGCUAGUCGGCUCUUGUGUAAUUUAUGACUAGACAAAUAUUUUUAGUUCAUUAAACUGAACUUGAUUGUUGCUCUGAUAUACAAAGUUUGAAAUCCUACUUGUAUGUAGUUGUUGACCAACUUACUGACACUACAAUCUGAGAAUGAGUAAAUAGGGAGUUCCCCCAACUUGCCUGCUAAGCUGGAUGGCUUUAUACUAAGCACUCUAAAUACUCCUGGAUGACCCUGAAUGUGGGUCAGAUUGAUCCAAACAUGAGUCAGGUCUAAUUGGAUCUAGAGUCAGGAUGAGUAAAUUAUAGAGUUCCCCCAACUUGCUGCUAAGCUGGAUGGCGUUAUACUAAGCACUCUAGAUACUCCUGGAUGACCCUGAAUGUGGGUCAGAUUGAUCCAAACAUGGGACAGGUCUAAUUGAAUCUAGAGUCAGGAUGAGUAAAUAUAGAGUUCCCCAACUUGCCUGCUAAGCUGGAUGGCUUUAUACUAAGCACUCUAAAUACUCCUGGAUGACCCUGAAUGUGGGUCGAAUUGAUCCAAACAUGGGACAGGUCUCAUUGAAUCUAGAGUCAGGAUCAGUAAAUAUAGAGUUCCUCCAACUUCCCUGGUAAGCUGGAUGGCUUUUUACUAAGCACUCUAAAUACUCCUGAAUGACCCUGAAUGUGGGUCAGAUUGAUCCAAACAUUGAUCAGUUCUAAUUAGAUCUAGAGUCAGGGUCAGUUCUGAGUCAGGAAUUUUUAGAGUACAGGGCAACUGUGAAGUAGGUUUGCUCUUGUAGACACAAUUAAUAGUCUGAUCGUGGUGUGGAAAAAGUAGAUCUAGAAAUAUUUGACUCUGAAUCAAUAAACACCAUUGAUCACAGAAUUGAUUGAAAUUUCUGAUGACAUAACUUUAUAAUGGUCUAUGUAGAUUGUUGUAUUCCUAUAUCUUCAUUUGACAAUUGAACUUGUUAUUAUAAAUGAUUCUUCCAAUUGACUGUGAUUACUUUGAUGUUAAGAAACAAGUGUACAUUGUGAUCACGUCAUAUCAAUAUAAACAUUUGUUUGGUAUUAACCAAUGAAGGAAGUUCAGUCUAUUUUCUUUAAUCAAGAUUUUUUUCUGUAGUUAGUAAAAAGAAGUUUGGACUGAUGUGUUAAACUUUCUGAAUUUGCUUUGAUGUUAAGGAACAUGUGUAAAGUGAUUUAAAGAUAAAUAUAAUGUUUUUCCUGUUUGACAUUUAUUGGGAGUUAAUUUUACUGGACUAAGAUUGUUUAUCUGUAGUUAGUUCUAAAACAGUAGUUUAGUUAAUGUUUCAAACUAGGUUUGAUCUGUGUUUAUAUGUUUUAUGUACUGGACACUAUUGGUAAUUACUAAAAAUGUAGAUUGUUGUAUUCCUUUAUCUUCAUUUGACAAUUGAACUUUACCGCCGAGCGGUUAAGAGCACCGAAUUCAGACUCUGGUGUUUCUGACCAGCAGAGUGUGGUUUGGAAUCCUGUGACCU
Molecule: messenger RNA, 4555 nt
Organism: Asterias rubens (European starfish)
Lineage: Eukaryota; Metazoa; Echinodermata; Asteroidea; Forcipulatida; Asteriidae
Product: E3 ubiquitin-protein ligase TRIM56-like
Exons: 2
Coding region: 1-1875 (624 amino acids)
Biological process (GO): positive regulation of DNA-templated transcription
Cellular component (GO): nucleoplasm; chromatin
Molecular function (GO): zinc ion binding; ubiquitin-protein transferase activity
Source: RefSeq, a predicted model, not a curated record